Paramecium sonneborni is the source of this 1077-nucleotide messenger RNA. The record is from the annotation of a GenBank genome assembly. Lineage: Eukaryota; Ciliophora; Oligohymenophorea; Peniculida; Parameciidae.
AUGGAUUAGCAUAAACUGUAAUUCAAAGAGGAUCAAAUAAUGAAAGUAAUUAAUUUAAAAUAUUAUUUAGCCUUAUAAAUAAGAAAGAUUUAAUAUUAAAUAAUUUUAAAGAGAAUUAGAAAUUAAUAUUCUCUCUAAAACAGAUGAAAAAAUAGUUUUUGAAAUGAUAAAUAUUGAUGCUCCUAUUGCUAAUUCUUUAAGAAGGAUAAUGAUCGCAGAAGUAUAUUUAAAUGUAAUUAAAGAUUCCAACAAUGGCAAUUCAUAAGGUUUAAGUAAUCUAAAAUACAAGUAUUAUACCAGAUGAGGUCCUAGCACAUAGAUUAGGGUAUUUAAAAAUAAAACAUAAUAGAUUAAUUCCUAUUAUAGCAGAUCCUUUGUAAUUCAUAGAAAAAGAUGAUUAAGAAGAAUAUAAUGAGUUAAAUUCAAUUGAUUUUACAUUAUUUGCAAAAUGUGAGAAAAAACCAAAUUGUAAACAAGAUGAUCCUAUUGAAAAUCAAUACACUAAUACAACAGUAUAUUCAAGCAGUUUAAUUUGGUAACCAAAAGGAUAAUAAGCAAAAUUAUUUGCUGCCAAUCCUAUUCGUCCUGUUCAUUCCAAUAUAAUCAUAGCUAAAUUGAGAGAAAAUCAAGAACUUAAUUUAAAAUUGAUUUGUGAGAAAGGUGUAGGUAAAAGACAUGCUAAAUGGUAUUUUAUAAAUAUUUAUUAAAUUAUAGGUCUCCUGUCUGUACAGCAUUCUAUAAAUUAAUGCCAUCUAUUACAAUCAAAAAUUAAUUAGAUCCUUAAAGAUAAGAAAAGUUGCUAUCUCUAUGUCCAAUGAAAGUAUUUGGAAUAAAAGGAAAUUAAAUUAAAGUUGUUAAUCCAAGAAAUUGUACUACUUGUAGAGAAUGUAUUAGAGAAGCUAAUGGAUUUGACAAGGACAUAGAAUUAAAUAAAAUAGACAAUCACUUUAUUUGUAAUCAUAAUUAAAAUUAAGUUUAGUCUCUAUUGAAAGUGUAGGAUAGUAUGAAGCUAAAGAUAUUAUGUUACAAGCAAUUGAUAUUUUUAGAUCAAAAGUAUAAUUGUACAUUAAAGAAUGA